Molecule: messenger RNA, 405 nt
Organism: Macrosiphum euphorbiae (potato aphid)
Lineage: Eukaryota; Metazoa; Arthropoda; Insecta; Hemiptera; Aphididae
Source: the annotation of a GenBank genome assembly
AUGACGCUGUGCUCUGUUUUUAAUUGUAAUGAAAGAAGUGAAAAGCAAUCGUCAUCUGGAGUUCAUUUUCAUGUGUUUCCAUGUCAUUCAAAAUCACCUACUAGGUUUCGAAGUUGGGUCAAUUAUUGUAAACGAAAAAACUUUAACCCCGGUUAUAGCGCGAGAAUUUGUUCAAAGCAUUUUAAGUCUGAAGACUAUAACCAGUCAGAUUUAUUACGACAACAAUUAAUGCCCAAUAUAAAAGUCAAAGUAAAACUUAACACAAAUGCUGUUCCUACGGUUUUUCAAAAUAUACCCUGCUCUACUUCAAAUUCUUCAAAUUCAUCCGAACGAGAAAAAAGAAAAAGAAAAAAAAGAAAUUAUAUCUUCUAUAAUGACAAGUACACCAAAAAAGUUAAAGCUUAG